AUGCCAACCGUGGCGUCGUCAAGCUUCCUGCAGGCCAUCUCCAGCACCUCCAGGUCCCUCCUCGGUGAGUCCAGAGCGGACAAUCUCAGCGCCGCCUUCUCACAAGCUGGAAAGGCGAUCGAAUCCUUUCUUCUCCCACAGACGACUACUACACAAGAGGCACCAAAGAGUUGGCAGACUCAGACAUACGACACGAUCAACGACUUCAUCGCCAGCAGAUCCUCCCUCGAGAACACCUCCCUCCUCCUCGCCCUCUGCACCUUUCUCUUCCUCCUCGUGCGCAACAUGUCAUGGACCUCCCGUCUUGGCAAUCUCGGACGCUUCUCCCCCUUCACUCGCUCCCCAACACAGAGCGGUAGCGCCAAGGUCAGCGACUCCGAUUUCAGCUACAUCACUGCCGACGACUUAAGAAGACAUCAACAGGAAUCCAUCACCGGCCAGGCGCAGUCGGGAAGUCCACCCGACUAUGGCCCACAGCGCGAUACGGAUGUGUUGGUGUUGAGGAACAAGAAGCGCGAUUUCCACAUGCACUUUGCCGCUUACAGUAUCGCUAAGGGCGAGCUGUCAGUGGGGCAAGUGAGGGAUGCGGCGGCUAAGAAGAUGAAUACGGCGCCUUCGCAGAUCAAGCUGCUGUACAGGGGCAAGAACUUGAAGGAUGAUGCGCGCACGUGCAAGCAGGAAGGUCUGCGGGAUGGUGCUGACAUCAUGUGCACCGUCUCCGAGGGCUUGCAGGAUGGCGAUGGCAGCAGUAGUGGGGAAGAAGAGGAUGAUGGUGUAGAAGGACAGGCUAAUGGCGACGGCACGAAGAAGAAGCGGAGGAAGCCCAGGAAGAGCAAGAAGAAGAUUCGCAGAGAAGAGCGAGAGGCAGGCGCAUCUGGCACAGGCACGUCCACGCCUGAACGUCUGGGUGUUCCACCGAGUUCGCAACCCUCGACACGACCGGUUUCGCCGAAACCACCGACUCCUGCGACGCCUGUUGAUAAGCUGAAUGCGCUUCACAGCACGCUCAUGACGUUCGACCAGGAUGUACAGAACUUCUUGAAGCACCCACCACCCGAGCAGGCAAAGAAGGAGUACGAGCACAAGCGACUCUCCGAAACGAUCCUCACGCAGGUCCUGCUGAAGCUGGAUGCGGUCGAGACAGAAGGCGAUGCCGAUGCGCGCGUAAAACGGAAGGAGUUGGUCAAAGAGACUCAAGGAAUAUUGACCAGCCUGGAUUCCGCGAUGAAGCAAUAG
Molecule: messenger RNA, 1236 nt
Organism: Saxophila tyrrhenica
Lineage: Eukaryota; Fungi; Ascomycota; Dothideomycetes; Mycosphaerellales; Extremaceae
Exons: 2
Coding region: 1-1236 (411 amino acids)
Biological process (GO): protein stabilization
Cellular component (GO): nucleus; cytoplasm; membrane
Molecular function (GO): adenyl-nucleotide exchange factor activity; protein-folding chaperone binding
Source: RefSeq, a predicted model, not a curated record